AAGAGAGAAACAGAGGAGGAAGAAGAAGAAGAAGAGAGAGAGAGAGAGAGAGAGAGAGAGAGUGCAACAAAUUGCUUUGGGUUUGCUACUUUGCAUAUUUUUGUUCUCUCUGCCUUUUUUUUUUUUGCCUUCUCCACUUUUUAUCUGUACCUUUACUUUCUUCUUUGUUGUUCUUCAUCUUCUUCGUCUUCUUGUUCUUCUUCUUCUGCUCGUUCUUCUUCUGGGUUUAUAUCGGCAACCUCUAUCUUUCGGCGUCGCCACCUCUCUCAGCUCCACGCGCGGGCGCGUGCAGAGGGAGCUCGUUGAGCUUCAGCAAUGGCGGACAUAACCCACCCUCCAAUGGAUCAGCUCCAGGACCUCGAGUACUGCAUCGACUCCAACCCUCCUUGGGUGGAAACCAUCUUGCUGGCAUUCCAAAAUUACAUCCUGAUGCUGGGAACCAGUGUAAUGAUUCCUUCCAUGCUUGUCCCCAUAAUGGGCGGGAGCGAUGGCGACAAGGCACGUGUAAUACAAACAUUGCUCUUUGUAGCUGGCAUUAACACACUUCUCCAAGCACUGUUUGGAACCAGGUUACCUGCGGUAGUUGGAGGCUCCUUUGCUUAUGUGAUUCCAAUAGUGUACAUCAUAGGUGACUCAUCACUUCAGAAGAUUGAUGAUUCUCAUGAAAGAUUUAUACAAACAAUGCGGGCUAUCCAAGGAGCUCUUAUUGUAGCUUCGAGCAUACAAAUCAUCUUGGGCUACAGCCAAGUCUGGGGUCUAUUUUCACGAUUUUUCAGUCCUCUUGGCGUGGCUCCUGUGGUUGGAUUAGUUGGUCUCGGAUUGUUCCAACGAGGUUUUCCGGCCCUGGGCAAUUGUGUGGAAAUUGGAAUUCCUAUGCUUCUGCUAGUCAUUGGAUUAUCACAGUAUCUAAAGCACGUGAGACCAAUAAGAGACAUCCCCAUUUUCGAGAGGUUUCCUGUGCUGAUCUGUGUCGCCAUUGUCUGGAUCUAUGCCCUUAUCUUGACUGCCAGCGGGGCUUACAGAGACAAGCCUACUCUUACUCAACGCAGUUGCCGUACAGAUAGGGCUAAUCUCAUAUCUACUGCCCCAUGGUUCAAGUUUCCAUAUCCUUUGCAGUGGGGUCCGCCCACUUUUUCAGCUGGUCAUGCAUUCGCCAUGAUGUCUCCUGUCCUUGUUUCAAUGGUUGAGUCAACUGGGGCUUACAAAGCAGCAUCUCGAUUAGCGAUUGCAACUCCCCCUCCUGCAUAUGUACUUAGCCGAGGCAUUGGGUGGCAGGGAAUAGGGAUCUUGCUCGAUGGUCUUUUUGGAACAGGCACGGGCUCCACUGUUUCUGUGGAAAAUGUGGGACUCCUAGGACUUACCCGAGUUGGGAGCCGGAGAGUGGUCCAGAUAUCUGCUGGCUUCAUGAUAUUCUUCUCCACCUUAGGAAAGUUCGGAGCCGUAUUUGCAUCUAUUCCCUUCCCAAUAUUUGCCGCCUUGUAUUGUCUUCUCUUUGGCCUUGUAGCAUCUGUUGGACUAUCCUUCCUUCAAUUCACAAACAUGAACUCGAUGAGGAACCUUAUCAUCACGGGGCUGUCGCUGUUUCUCGGAAUAUCCAUUCCACAGUUCUUCAAUGAAUACUGGAUUCCUUCUCGACAGGGCCUCGUGCACACUAGAGCUGGUUGGUUCAAUGCUUUCCUGAACGCGAUAUUCUCAUCACCACCAACUGUGGGUCUGAUCGUCGCGGUCUUCCUAGACAACACCUUGGAAGUGGAAAAAUCAAAGAAAGAUCGGGGAAUGCCCUGGUGGGUAAAGUUCCGAACAUUCCGAGGCGACAACAGGAACGAAGAAUUCUACACGCUGCCAUUCAAUCUCAACAGAUUCUUCCCGCCGACAUAGGAAAGUCGAUCCGCUAGGCACAGAGAAAAUCCAAAUCCAAUAUUAUUUUUGCUCGUGACUUAGGAGUGCAAAUCGGUCCUCUGUGUGGAUGAUGAUGAGUACAGUUUGUUUAGAGCUUGAAUCUUUGAGGAUCAGCAGACUGCUGCUUUCAUUAGCAAAUGCUAAUCUUGCUAAUCUGUCCCUGAGGCACAGCUUUAUCGUAUUUUCCCAAUCCUUAAUUAUUUUUGGAGGCCAUUUUGUAGAACGGUUAUUGAAACAGAGAAUUUGUCCAACUUCCCAGUGUAAAUGCAAUAAAAUUCAUUCGUCAUUU
This is a messenger RNA of Punica granatum (pomegranate), 2188 nucleotides long. NCBI's taxonomy places the organism in Eukaryota, Viridiplantae, Streptophyta, Magnoliopsida, Myrtales, Lythraceae. The record is from RefSeq and is a predicted model, not a curated record.